AAACAAGUGUGCAUCGUAUUCAUUUUCCAUCGUUGAUAGUUGAUUGAUUUUUUUUACAAUUUGUAGGAUUGUUGGGAUUUCAUGCGUGGUAGACAUUGACACGUAAUUGAAAAUAGCAUUCCGGUGAUAACUUAAUUAGUUAAUUACCCACCCAGCACAAGAGUAGUUCUCUGGUGAAGUUCUACCCCGACAUCAAGCAAUGGAUUGUCAGUCUGGCGACGGCGUCGGUGCUGCUGGGCACGCUGCAAUAUCUCAGAUAUUAUCUGGUGGACUGGAAUGCAGUAUCUGUGGCGAAGAGCAUGAGACAGAUGCGUGCGAACAGGUAACUUCAGCUGUAAAAGUACAAGACUCGGUGGUUGUGUCACGCGCCCGACAGACACUCCCUGGUAGUCUGUACCUAGAAGUCGAACGUGAUGCCACCAGUGUGAUUGCUAAGCAGCUGCUGCAUGCAAAGACACAGUUUGGACCUUUCGAGGCACCUAUAAUUCCUGCCACUGAAUGUUAUGAGGAUAAAGGAUUCAUAUUAAAGGUUUUCCAUCAAGAAAUUCCUCAAGCUUUCAAGCUAGUAACUGAUGAUGAGGACAUGUGUAACUGGAUGUGUCUGGUUCGUCCAGCAUUUACUUGUGAACAGCAAAAUCUUUUUGCCUUUGAGCUUCAAAAUCAUAUAUACUUUAGUACGAAUCGAACAGUAGAGCCAGGAGAAGAGCUGCGUGUGUGGUACGCACCACACUAUGCUAGAAAGCUUGGCAAGGUGACCAGCCCUGGUGGAACUCAGAGAGCGAUAUCAUCUCCACCGCUGAACCAAACUGUAACCUCCACCAGCAGUGUAGAUGUCGAGGGAGUCACGCCUAUUACAGCUGAUGUUCCAUGCCACUCCACCGCCACUGCCACUAUAGAGAUGUCUCACAGCACUCCAUCUUGUCUGGAAGACAGUCAAGCUGCGCCAGACGUAGGCCAGUGUCACAGCGUGCCAUCUAGUCCAAAGAAGUAUAGUCAGUCCUGUGGUCACUGUCAGGUUACGUUCGUCACAAAACUUGAAGUGAUGCAGCAUAACGGACAGCUGCAUCCGAGGGUAGCUGCGCCUCGGCUCUAUGGGACAGGCAAGGAUAACUACGGAGCAUUCUGUACAAAGUGCAAUAUUCUUUUCCCCUCCCGGCAGCACUUGGAUCGGAUACACUGUGUGGAGACAGAUGGCUUGUCUGUGGACAACACAGACAGAGAAUCUCCCCGGCAGGCACAUACAAACAGUUGUGAUAUCAAUGACCAGAAGAAAGCGACUGUGCGUUCGAAUGCACCUCGCGGUCGACCGCCUGGUACAUUAAAAAAGAAGCGGGGUAGAAAGCCCAAAGCAAUAAACCAGUUAAAGAAUGUGAGAGGCAGUAUUGCUCGAACGAUUAGCUGUGCCAUUUGCGGGCUUGAAUUUGCAACAAAAUCGAUCCUUUCUGCGCACAGUAAAGAACAUGAGCUUCCUAUCAAUGACCGAAAUGCGAAUAUUGGAUCACCACACAGGUCGAUGAAGCUGGUAGUUCGGAAGUACAACCCAUUAGAACAUUCAUCCACGAAUGAGCAAAUGCACGGUGCGCCAGCCAAGAGACGAUCCAGUGCCAACUCGGUGAUGUGGAAGUGUCAAAGUUGUUUUCAGAAAUUCCACACUAAUUCCGACUUGGAAGAUCACCUGUUUGCCACACACGGCAUGCGAUUGCUGAAGCAGAAGAAUGUGCAAAAAAAUGGUGUCGUCAAAAAGAUUAAGCCCUCAAAACAAUUUGAGGAUGAUGAGAAAAAUACUAUAGAGGGUAGUCGCACACAGACGUCAGUAGUUGCAGCAGACGUCGUCACACAAUUCCAAGACUCGUCUAGUCAACGAUCGAUCUCAGCACAGCCUGUGGAUGCAAGGCAAGAACAGGUUGUGUCGUCCUCGUCUACAUCUCACGUGUUGGUAGAGUGGAGCUGCGCUAGCUGUACUAACACAUUCCAUACCAAAGAGGAGCUCACGCUUCACGUAAAUCUCGAACAUCCGAGUGCUGCCAUCGAAGGCAAAAGUCAAAAGCUCGCAGCUCGACAAUGCCAGCUUGCAGCUGAAAUGGAAGCUAAAGCGGAACCGCACUGGCCUAGUGCUGAGGCAGAUGAGUGUGGGACUAUAGGUGACCAAAAAGAGGCAAAUACUCAUGAUGAUGGGGAACAGGUAUUGAAGUUAGGGAACCAUGGAGACGGACUCACAACAAUGAACCCAAUUGAUGGAAGCAGGAGAUUCGAAGACGGAGAUUCUCUGCCAGAGAUUCAGGCAGAUUGCAGGCUUCAGCAGCAACAGGCAGCUAGUUGUUCUGUUGGACAGACUUCCGCUUCAGAAACUUAUCUAAAGAAACGGCGAGCAAACAUGGCAGCCAAGCAGCGUAGACGCAAGCAAGCAGAGCAGCAAAAAGAUGUGUCAACCAGCCCAGUCGAUGACAGUACUACUCGUAGCUACGAUGAGUUGCCAGAUGCUGUACCAUAUGAUAGAGACUACUACGCUGACCUUCUCGAUCUAACCGAUGCAGAGGACACGGGUAACGCGGGAGAUAACGGCUAUGCCUCGCAAUCACCUUCGCAACUGUUGGCCGUCGAUUUAACCUGUCAAGUGUGCGAGAAGAAAUUCUAUGACGUCGGAGCCCUGAAGGCGCACACCAGCGACAGCCACCGCGACGUGCUCGCGUGCGACCGCUGCGAGCGAGUGUUCGUGGACGCGGCCUGGCUGCGGCGCCAUGUCUGCGGCGUCGGCGAGGGCGAGUACGGCUGCAGCGUGGAUGGAUGCGGCCGCAGCUUCGGCGAGCGCGGCCACCUCGCGCUGCACGAGGAGCACCAUCGGAAGCCGUUCUACUGCGACGACUGCCACGUGAGUUACGCGGACGCCCGCGGAUUCUGCGAGCACGCGUGCGCGGGCGACGGCCGCGUCGCGCACUGCGACGCGUGCGGCUGCGUGCAACGCAACCGGCUGAUCCUCGCCAAGCACGAGCUCGCCUGCUGCCGGCGCCGAAACAAGUGCUUUGCGUGCCGGCGCCCCCUGGCAUCGGCCGAGCGCAUGACGGAGCACUUCAACUACUGCGCGAAGCGGCUGGAGCUGCGGCGGCAGCGCGUCGUCACGUGCUUCCGCUGCGCGAGCGGCUUUGACGACGCGAUGGCGCUGCGGCUGCACAUGUUCGAGCACGAGCAUCCGUUCGCGUGCGAUGACUGCGGCAUGCGCUUCGCGUCGUCGGUCGGCCUCGACCUACACGCGUGCCACCCGCCGCGGACGUUUCGUUGCGAGCGCUGCGACGUGCAGUUCCGCGUGCCGGCGCUGUGCGCGCGUCACUUGCAGCAUCACGAGCGAAAUCCCAGCGAAGCCGGCCGCAAGUAUCGCUGCAAGCGCUGCGGCGGGACGUUCUGGGAUCGCCACUUCGCCGGCCGGCAUGCGUGCCUCGCGCAGAAGCUGCCGGGCGGCGAGCGGCGGGGCGCGGGCGAGAAGCGGCGAGAGUUCUUCGAGUGCAACGUGUGCGGCGCGCUGCAGACGACGAAGGGCAACAUCGGGCGUCACAUGCGCGAGGUGCACGGCGACGCGCGCUUCACGUGCGACAAGUGCGGCCGCUGCUUCCGCAGCAAGUCGGCGUUCGACACGCACGUGCACGUGACGCAUGCCGACGCGAAGAACUUCCUGUGCAGCGUCUGCGGAGCCACGUUCAAGCAGCGCACGUCGCUGCGCUACCACGUGCGCACGGCGCACGAGCGCCGCCGUGCGUUCCCGUGCGUGCGCUGCGAGCGCUCGUACGCGACGCAGUCGCAGCUCGCCGUCCACCAGGCGGCGCAGCACGAGCCGGCGCGCGCGAGAACGCCGUGCGCGCAGUGCGGCCAGACGUUUGCGUCGCGGCGCGCGCUCGCGCUGCACGUGCUGCGCUGCCACCGCCGCCGCGAGCUGCCGUACGAGUGCGGCGCAUGCGGCAAGGCAUACCUGCGCGCCGGCGAGCUGCGGGCGCACCUCGACGCGAAGCACGCCAGCGCGUUCUUCGUCUGCCAGUUCUGCGCGAAGAUGAUCGCGACGCAGCCGGCGCUGCGGCUGCACUACCGCCGCAAGCACGCCGACCAGCGCGACGCGUGGAAGCAGGAGGCCGUCGCCGCCGUCGCCCACGAGAGCCGCGGCGCGCCCGUGAUGCACCGCUGCGGCUUCUGCGGGGAGGAGUUCCGCGAGCUCGCCUGCCUCAAGGCGCACGUGCAGGACUCGCACCUUUCGCAGAUGCGGCAGCUGAUGGCGGGCGCGGCGGCGGCGAGCGCGGACGUCGCGACGCCGGCGCCGGGCCUCGGCGAAGCGAGAGUCGCCGUCGACGCUCUGCAGCAGCCACAGGACUUUGCUGCGCUCACGGACGCGCUGUGUUCGGCGAACGCAGCGCAGCAGAGCGACCUGGGAGCGGCGGACACCCUCAUAAUACUGUCGGCGGCCGCGGUGUCCAAUGCGACGCCGGAACGAGAAGAACAAGAAGUUGCGACUCGGAUGGCCGCUGACGCGGGGUCGACUCUAGAGGCGGACUGCUACGCACGCGUCGAAGAACAAGAAGUUGUGACUCGGAUGGCCGUGGACGCGGGGUCGACUCUAGAGGCGGACUGCUACGCACGCGUCGAAGAGCAACAAGUUGCGACUCGUAUGGCCGUGGACGCGGGGUCGACUCUAGAGGCGGACUGCUACGCACGCAUUGCGUCGGCGGAUGUACUGGUGAAUGAGGACGAGAGCGAGCAGAACGAGUUGACACUGCGAGCGAGCGAGCCGAGCGACGCGUGCGUGUCGGCACGUGACCCACAGCUGCUGAUCGGCGAAGAGGGCAGCACCGUCAUAUCAGUGCAGAUUCCGAGUGAGGAAGGCAGCGAGGUAUAUGCGCUGAUCUCAGGCAUCGAGACAGAGGAGGAGCUGCAGCGUACUCUAGAGCAACUAGCUCAUGGAGAUGUCGUCUAUUCUACGUCUAUGGAAUAAGGCACGGCACCAGCAAGUGGUGCAGGACUGUUCAUUUUUAGAGCAAGCUGCAAUCAAAGUUAGAGCUGGAAAUGUUUCUUUAGGGGUGUAACAGUCUACACGUAUGUGCGCAAAUACAGAUGCAACAGUGAUGGGCACUAUAAUGGCCAUCAUUCCUGAAUACGUUUGAUGAUAAUACUCUUUAUGCCGUUUGAGAUUCUUACAUUCGCUCCAGUCUUCCUGUUAAAUUUUACUACACUUCUUGUUCCUGUGCCAUCCAUUUUUCUUGCGUGCCAGAUACAUGCUGUAACACAGGAGUAACAUUGGCCAUCCAUGGCCUCAAGGAACUUGCUUGAACUUAAUUUGUGCACUUAGUUUCAAUCCUGCACUCUAAGCUAAGUAAAACUCUUAACCCUCGUCGUAUGAAAACAUCGUUGUGAUGUUGAUUACGGACUAAGUUAGUGUGUGUCAGUGUCUGUACAUUUUUGUGCAUGCUUGUGUGCGUGGUGCAUGAAUGAAAGUCGCAGUAAAAAUAUUCAACAGUAUUAGAUGUUAUCAGCUAUAGAUAGAUGUUAAGAGCUAAUAAUACCAAGAGGUAUUAAUACUACUAAUAAUACUACUAUAAUACUACUAAUAAUACUAAGAGGUAUUAUUAGCUCUUGAUGUUAUACAAUGUGCACGUUGCAUAUAUAUGUAUUAUUGAUGUUCUUAUGUGCUUUUUAUCUCAGUAUUUCAGUAUCAAAACGAAACUGAAUAGGAUAAUUACAAAUGGAUUUUGAGUAGAUUUUCUCACAAACAUGAUGUUGUUAUUAACUGUUAACGCAUUUACAUUGGCUAGGAAUAUAUGCAAGAAGUGUUUAAUGUUUACUUAAAGUGUACAUUGCAAUCCAAAGUUCAAAUAAUCAGUUUAUAUGGAAAUUGUGCUUAAACUUCUAGGAACACAAUUACACUGUCUGGUAUGCAACAGGUUUUUAACAAAUAAAGUUAUUUCGCGAGUCGUUAAAUUGCAUCUUGAGACCAGUUAAUUUGUUGUAUACAUUUUGUUUCAUUGUUGGCUUUAGCUAAGUUUCAUGUUGAAGAGUUGUGUGUUACAAUGUGAAAUGUGAAAUGGAGCUUCAAUUAUUCCUUUCACUGCGGUAACUAAGGUAAUUCUGUGUAAUAUGUUACUCAAUAAACAACCCAUUGAAAUCAUA
Priapulus caudatus is the source of this 6141-nucleotide messenger RNA. RefSeq lists its product as uncharacterized. Gene Ontology annotation, cellular component: nucleus. Lineage: Eukaryota; Metazoa; Priapulida; Priapulimorpha; Priapulimorphida; Priapulidae. The record is from RefSeq and is a predicted model, not a curated record. The transcript has 6 exons. Bases 200 to 4969 code for a protein of 1589 amino acids.